AUGCAGUUCUCCAGCGUCCUCUCUCUGGUCUUUGCCGGCAUUGUUGCCGCUCAGGAUGUGGCCACUCUCUUCUCCAACACCAACUUCGAGGGCGCCACCUACACCAUCAGCGGCCCUGAUGAUGUUCUUGGAUCGUGCACCGCUGUUGCCGACUUCCCUCUUGUACAGUCCAUCAAGGUCGCCGAGGGCCACGCUGUUGUUCUCUACAACACUGCCGACUGCGCCAUCCCCUAUGCCGCAUACGACCGCGACACUGCUGCCACCCUCGUCAACGGCAACUUUGCCGCUUUCGCCGUCGCCGUCGCCCACUAG
Messenger RNA from Trichoderma virens Gv29-8, 312 nucleotides. RefSeq lists its product as uncharacterized. Bases 1 to 312 code for a protein of 103 amino acids. The record is from RefSeq and is a predicted model, not a curated record. The transcript is spliced from 4 exons. NCBI's taxonomy places the organism in Eukaryota, Fungi, Ascomycota, Sordariomycetes, Hypocreales, Hypocreaceae.